Neocloeon triangulifer is the source of this 4353-nucleotide messenger RNA. RefSeq names its product histone-lysine N-methyltransferase SETD2 (gene Set2). The record is from RefSeq and is a predicted model, not a curated record. Gene Ontology annotation, molecular function: histone H3K36 methyltransferase activity; protein binding. Bases 135 to 4217 code for a protein of 1360 amino acids. Gene Ontology annotation, cellular component: chromosome; nucleus. Lineage: Eukaryota; Metazoa; Arthropoda; Insecta; Ephemeroptera; Baetidae. Gene Ontology annotation, biological process: regulation of DNA-templated transcription. The transcript has 21 exons.
AUUUUCAAACAAAUAAAAAAAAACAAAAUAAAUCGCUGAAGCUGGGAGAAGUUCACAUUGGCAUGAUUUUUCUGACCGGAAAAUGGUAAAAUGAACCUCUAGCCUGUUAAAUUGCUAUUGCCUUGAGUGAGAAAAUGGCGAGGAAGAAGAAAGCCGGCGGUCGAGGAGGAGGAGCGGCCGCGGCGGCGGCCACCAGCAGCCCUGCCGGUGCCGCAGGUCCGUCUUCCGCAGAGCAGCCCAAACCAAGAGGCAGAGGUCGGCCGCGAAAGAACCCCGUUGUCGUUGCGGCGGCGGUGCCGGACCAGCCGGACGCCGUCGUUAAAGAGGAACAGUCGCAGUCGUCGUCGAUUUCGACUGCCGACGAGCAGUCGCAAGACGCGACGACGUCGCAGACCGGCGACGAGUCCCUUCCGCCGGCCAGCAACAGCAAGAAGUUUGGCAAGUUCCGCAUUCUGCACAGUUCUUCGCCAUCCAGUUCGUCUGGCGAGCAGCCGUCCGAGUGGGCGACUAAAGUGGAGGCUGAGGUGCCGCUUCCCAGCAGUGUUGUCGAAGAGGUCGUCAUUGAAACCUGCACGAUGGAGGUCGAGGUCACCGCAUCUGAGGAAAUUAAGCAUGAAGAAGUGGAUGUGGAAAUGGCGGUCGCUGAGGAGACGGUGGUCUGCAUGGCCGAGGACGACAGCUCGAGUAGCGCCGCUCCUCCAACAAAUGAAGCAACUGUAGCCAAAGAACAAGAGGAAAGUAGUCAGCAGUUGAAGGGAGAAAUUGAAAAUUUUGAAAAAUUAACAAUAGAGUCUGAGCAAAAGGUUGACGAAGAAGAGGAAAAAAUUCUUAUGAUUGCUGCGGAAGAGAAAAAAGAAAAGACUGAAGCCAAAAUUCCCGAGCCUGAAAGUCCUCAGAAUGCAAGGAGGCGCAGUUCUCGAAUUAAAAUUAUUCAGGAGUCAAAUGUGAAAGUGAGGCCUAGCAAGGAGGAUAGAGAGAGAGAAAGGGAAGCCAAGGAAGGAACUGAAACUGGCUGCAGCAAAGAAACUUCGGAAAUUUUUCCUACUCCGACCGCUCCAGUUUCGAGCAGCGUCAAACCGGUCAAGGUCAAGUCUCGCUGGAGGCGCUCGAGUGAAUUAGAAAUGGGAUCAAACAGCCUGGCUAGAAGUCCAGGAGCAAGUCCCAACCCCUCUCCUGUGCCAACAGCACCCAAGGUGCACCUGCCACUCACGGCUGAUGAGGAGAAAUUGAGAAAUUUCAAAAAGGUGGAGAAGAAUGUUUAUUUGACCCAAAGAACUACAAACAAAGAAACAAAAGGGAUGAUAUGCGAGUGCGAACCUGUUGAUGAUGAUGAGAUGGGAUGCGGAGAAGACUGCCUCAAUCGGAUGCUCAUGAUUGAAUGUGGUCCUCGUUGUCCACUGGGAGACAAAUGUUCCAACAAACGCUUCCAGAAGAUGGAAUAUUCUCCAAUUCAGGUUUUCCGCACCGAAAAGAAAGGAUUUGGUCUGCAGGCGUUGGCAAAUAUUGAAGGUGGAGCGUUUCUCUCCGAGUAUGUGGGCGAAGUUUUGGAUCCGUACGAGUUUCAGAGACGAGCCGAGGACUACGCCAAUGACAAAAACAGACAUUAUUACUUCAUGGCCUUAAAGUCUGACGCCAUCAUCGAUGCCACCAUCAAAGGCAACAACUCUAGAUUCAUCAACCACAGCUGUGACCCGAACGCUGAAACUCAAAAGUGGACAGUAAAUGGUGAGCUACGAAUUGGCUUCUUUUCCAUCAAAGACAUUGCGGCUGGGGAGGAAGUCACAUUUGACUACCAACUGCAGCGCUAUGGCAAAGAGGCGCAGCGUUGUUACUGUGAGGCUACCAACUGUAGAGGCUGGAUCGGUGGUGACCCUGACAAGGAGGAAAAAGAGGAGACUGUGUCCAAGAAAGAAGUCAGGGCUGCCGACAAGAAGGACAAAAAGGCCAAGCCAAAGCCCAAAUUCUACAUUGUUCAAGAGCUUUUGGAAGACCAAGACUUGGAGAAUGACGUGCAGAAGCUUUGCAAUGGUGGUUUGAAGAACCAGAAGAACACGCUCAACUUCAGCAGACUGAUGGUCAGGGUUGAAAACCAGGAGCAGCGGAAGCGGCUGCUCGAGUUGCUGCAAUCCACUGACACACCUUGCCGAAGACUGUUUUUGGACUACCACGGUCUUCGACUCAUGUGGAGCUGGAUGGUCGACGAAGGCAACAUUCUCCGUCUAGAGAUCAUGCAAACUUUAGAGGCUUUGCCUAUAACCAACAUUACUCUACUGCAAGACACAAAGGUCCUUGGGGUCAUUGAGAAGUGGGAGGAAGAAAGCAGACCUAGGGAAGUUGAAAUUGAGAUGGAAUUGGCACCAGCUGAGGAGGAGGCUAAGCCGGAGAAGGAGGAAGUUGUAAAAACUGAGCCGAUGGAAGAGUGUGUGCCUCCCGAACCUGUCGAGGACUCUGCCAAAGUGGAGGAAGCUCCCAAAGAUGUGGAGAAGGCAGAGGAGCCCAUGGAUGUUUCUCCACCUGAAAAGCAAGCCGAGUCUCAAGAAGAGAAACCUCCAGAGGAAAAUGAAAAAGUAGAAGAAGUGGAUGUUGAAAAGGAAAAGCGCGAAGCUCUAGUUGCCAAAGCCAAGAGUGAUGCUGCCAGACUUGCGGCUGAAAACGAAAUUGCCAAGCGACUUUUGGAAGCGUGGAGACAGUUGCCAGAAAUUUUCAAAAUUCCCAAGAAGGUGAAAAAGGAACAGAUGAAAGAGCAUGAGAGGGAAGCUGAGCAAAGCUACCAAAAGUACCUUGAGAACAGGGGGUACAAAGCAGAGUAUUCCGAAAGCAGUGACCGCGCUCGAGACAGAUACCGCGGCGCAAACACCACUUCCUCCCUGACCACCUACCCUGGCUUCAAAAGGAGAGACUUGAAGGAUGAAAAUAGAAAGCCAAGGCUCGAACGUCCUGAGGACAAAAUGUUUGGUGGAAUGAGCAAGUUUGAGAGACGUCAGCUCUUUGCCCAGCGAGUGGAACAAGAGGAAAGGGCCAAAAGGGAGCAUAUGUGGAUGGAGCAGGAAAGGGAGCGGCGGCGAAUCUUGCAGCAACAACAGCAGCAGCCUCACAUACUGAUGGACGCCAAUGGCGUGCCCUGCUUUUUCAAUCCAGCCACCAACUCCUGGCACGCCUUCCAAGGUCCUCCAGUUGCAAAGUCACCAGCCGAGCCUAUUGUGGUGCAGCCUCAGUUCGACCCCUCUGUGUGGCACCAAGUGCACCACAUCCCCAUUGCGCCUCUGCCUCCCAAGUGGAAGGCUGCCUAUAAUAAACAAGGCCUUCCCUACUACUUCCACAUCAAGCACCGAGUACCUCAGUGGGAACCUCCCUCUUUGAUUCCAACCAUCGGCAGUCUGACUUCAUCUGAGGAAUCUAGCAGUUCAAGUGAAACGGAAAGCAGCGAUGAAUCAGGAGACGAGGGUGAUUCUGAAAGUUCCGAGGGUGAAGAGGGGAAGAAAGGCGAUGACGAAUCUGACCAAGAAGAGCAAAGUUUGGCCGAGGAGCCGGAGGCUGAACCUUGCGUACCUGGUGAAGAAGGUCUCAAAUUAAAGACAGGUGAAGGAGCAGAAGAGGGGGAAGAGGAGUCUAAAAAAGUGGAGCCCAGGCGGCGUUCUGGACUCAUCAAAGAGCUCAUCAUCAUCAGUCCUCGUCGAGAGGAAGACAUUCCGACGGAAAGCUCAAAGAUUCGAAUUCGAAAGGCCAAGGAGCAGCUUAGGCUGGAAAAACGGGCUGCUCUCAUGAAGCAGCACAGACUCAAAGAAAAGUCCAAGGAAAAACAACGAACCAUAAAAAUAAAAACCCCAGCAGCAGGUGGCGAUGUGGAUGCCGAGGCCGAGAAGAAAAUCAAGGAAGACUUCCUUGCAAAAAUGGCCUCCACUGUUGUGUCAACCUUGAACCCCUACCACAAACCUGAAUGCCAGCAGGGCCGAAUUACCUCCAGUGAAGAUUUCAAACAUCUUGCACGAAAGUUGACAAACUUUGUGAUGCUGAAAGAACUGAAGCACUGCCGCAAAGUGAGUGACCUGGCCUGCAAUGACAGCGUCAAGCACAAGGCCCGCGAGUACAUCAAGAAGUAUAUGGCUAAGUUUGGCGAGCUCUACUCUCGAGAGCGGGAACGGGAGCACAGCAGAAGUCAAGGUGCUGCCGGAGGUGAAAAACAUGAUGAUUCAGUGAAAGAGGAUGAGGAUAUGUGAUGUUACAAACUCAAAUAAUUAAUUUAAUUUGAUCAAAGAAAGUGCUAAUUUAUUUUUCGUAACUCCUUUGAAAUAAUUGUGGAACAAAAGACGAGAUAGGUUUGCAUAUAUCUAAGAUUGCUGCAGGAAUUUUUAU